CUGUUUCUGAGACAAUCGUGGUCUCAGCUCCUCACUUUCCUAUCUUAAACUAGGAUUUAACGGAAAGAAAUCUAGCCGAGCCCGUUAGAGCACCCGUCACCCUUCACCCUUAACCCUUACUUACCCCACAUAGACGGGCCUGAGCGACUAUCCCGAAGUAGCCGAUUAACGUCAACCUCAACUGAAGCCAUAAUCUGGAAACCAGUUCUCAGUCCGUCAACCGCAGGCCCAUGCCCACGAGUACUCGAUGCUCACCUCGUUAUUUCGGUCGCAGUUAAACCUUGAGCAGGCUCAUCAACUGCAGCCGGGGCAGGCAGUGAUGCAUGCCAAGGCCUGGGAGGGGAACUGAUCUAAGCUGUCACAAACAGUGUUCGCUCCGAGUUCUCGAUGCCGAGGGCGAUUCCACCACCUCAAAUGUCUAGUCGCACUAUACCCACGCGCCAAAAGGUUGACACGGACACAAUUCAGGUCUUCCAGGAGAAGGCAGAUGUCCCAACGACCGGCCAAACACGGUUGUCGCAAGGCCAAUUGGAGUGCAACACCACUACGAUAGAUACCCCACAAACCGAUGACGAAGAUGAUACACCAGAGAAGAAGCGUUCUGGAGGCGUUCCUUCAAGUGUCGAUGUAGAUGACUCCGAAAUUGACUCUCCCCGCUACUCGGACGAUAUUCCCAUACUCCAGCGAAGUGAUGAGGUUACUCCAGACAGACACGCCAAGGUGUCUGGGUUUACAUUUGACGAGCUUGUCGAUCGCCUGUUAAGCCAGCCUAUGUCGAAGGCAGAUUCGAAUUUUACGGACGUAUUCCUGUGCAUGUAUAGGAAGUUUGCGUCUCCCGGGAUGUUACUGACUGCCAUUUUGUCCCGGUUGGAAAAAUCUACGAGUGAGAAAGGUCAACAUUUCCUGACCCGAACUACCGUGCAGCUUCGGAUCAUCGCUGUCCUUACGAAAUGGAUUUCGCAGUAUCCAGGCGAUUUCGCCGCUCCGCAGACGAAUCAGAAGUUCAGCGCUUUUGUCGAGCAGAUUUCCACUGAACCAGCUUUCAAUUACGCCGUUCAAGAGAUGAGGACUAUGCUUCGCUUUCACGUCGUGGAAGAUGACGAUACUCGAUGGGCGAAGAGUGAUCUAGAGGUAGACUCUGACGUGGAGGAAGUCAACGAACUUGUCCCAGUCACAUCUUCCACGACGCGCAGCUCACGGAGUACUGAUCCGAGCAAGAACACUAGCAAUGUAUCUCUAGCUGAUGAGAAGAAUUCCAGACGAGAUCGUCGACAUUCCGAGACCGUAUCAGUAACGUCAAGUGAAGCUGCGCCAGCAGCCGGUGGCCAACCUUCAUCCUUUCAUACAGUGAGAGAUUAUGAAAUUGAGGCUGCGACCUUCGUGCCGUCAAGAAAGCACCUACUAACGAAGCUCCUGUACCAUAAUUGCAUGGAGAUUUCGGACGAUGAUUUCGCAGACGAAAUCACUAGAAUGGAUUGGAUCAUGUUUUCGUCAGUCCGCGUACGAGAUCUGGUUCGUGAUGUGAGCCUUUCAGCAAAACAAAAGGCCAAAUGCAAAAGCCUCGUCAAUGUUACCCGCGCCAUCAACCAUUUUAAUCAUGUGGCAUGGUGGGUGACCAACUUGAUUCUCUUGAGAGACAAGGCAAAGCAUCGAGCGCAGAUAUUGGAGAAGUUCAUGCGUAUCGCAUGGAAACUAAGGCAGAUGAACAACUAUAAUGGCCUGGCCGCCGUUAUGGCGGGGAUUCAGAAUACGGCAGUUGGACGGCUCGCGCAGACACAAGCCUUGAUAAGUGAUGAAUGCCGGAAACAGUUUAUGAGACUCGAGAUAUUGAUGGGGGUCCGAAGGAGCCAUUUUGCCUAUCGACUGGCCUGGCAAAAUUCAACGCUGCCACGGAUACCAUAUGUGCCUCUGUCCCGACGUGACUUGGCCUCGGCGGACGAAGGAAGCAAGACCUUUGUAGGGCCGAAAGGAGACCGUAUCAACUGGUCAAAGUUUGAGGUAUUUGGAGGUGUCAUACUGCCUAUUAUGAAGAGCCACAGUACACCUGUGAUUUUAGAGAAGCAUGACAAUGCAAGGGAAAUCAUUUUAGACUGCUUCAUUUCCGCCGAUGAGGAUGAGAUACACAACCGAAGUACAUCACUAGAGGCUAGCACCACAGGUACCGAUCCUGGGAGGAGGAACAGGUUUCUUUGGUCUCGAAGUUUCAAUCAAUCAGUUAAUUACUAACUGAACUUAACCAAAAUCAUGGCGUAAGUUAAGCGGGAGUACGGCGCAAGCAGGGACGGGCACAUCUUUCAAGCUGCCUUUUAGCUAAAUUUAUCUUUAUAUCAACUUCACUUGGUUAACUUAGCAUAUCUAAAAUGAAGCGGGUAAUUAGUUCAAUCAUUGUGGUGCGGCCUAAAACUGGCAAUUAUUAGGUGCACAAUAUCAAAAUUUCCAAUUAAGAAACCAACCACAGUUAGCGUUCUCGGGGCUAGGCGUAUAUUCGUUUGUGCGAAUGCAUUUAUGACUGUAUAAGUUGUGAUCUUUCUUUGAUGGUCAUGUACGGUUCUCAUAGUUAUUCUUUACUCGUUGCGUAAUGUUAACUAUACUAUUCUUUGGAGUACUAAUAGUAUGUUUGUUAAGG
Pseudogymnoascus verrucosus is the source of this 2626-nucleotide messenger RNA. RefSeq lists its product as uncharacterized. The transcript has 2 exons. The record is from RefSeq and is a predicted model, not a curated record. Gene Ontology annotation, biological process: Ras protein signal transduction; positive regulation of GTPase activity. NCBI's taxonomy places the organism in Eukaryota, Fungi, Ascomycota, Leotiomycetes, Thelebolales, Thelebolaceae. Gene Ontology annotation, cellular component: plasma membrane. The coding region runs from base 388 to 2226 and encodes 612 amino acids. Gene Ontology annotation, molecular function: guanyl-nucleotide exchange factor activity.